This is a messenger RNA of Erigeron canadensis, 2632 nucleotides long. RefSeq lists its product as uncharacterized. The transcript is spliced from 11 exons. The coding region runs from base 126 to 2447 and encodes 773 amino acids. The record is from RefSeq and is a predicted model, not a curated record. Lineage: Eukaryota; Viridiplantae; Streptophyta; Magnoliopsida; Asterales; Asteraceae.
CACAGUGCCAGACACACUGACACACAUAUACACACUCAAAAACACACAAAGGUUUGGUCUCUUGUCUUCAUCAUUUGGAGACUGAAUUUGUUAAACACACCUUGUGUGUGUCUGUAAAUCCGAAAAUGGUCUUCCAAGAGGCCAUGGACAUAGAUUUGCCAACAGAGGCUAGUCCGACAGAGGAGACUGUUGGAGCAUUAAUCGAGUACUUGGUUGGUCCAUUGCUACCUUUGAAGCAUACCGACAUUGCAAAGGAGACUCCAUCUGAAUCAAAACAAAAGUCUGUUGCCAAACAGGUUCAUGCAGUUGCAGUACUUUACAAUUACUAUCAUCUAAAUGACCACCCAGAAAGUGAAUUCUUAACGUUUGGCCAGUUUUGUAACCUUGCCAUAAUGUUUAAACCGAGUAUACUACCUCAUAUGAAGUACAUGUGUCAGUCAGAUCACCCUGUUUUAGAUGACCCGGAAAAACAGCUUUCACUAACAGAGAAAGCAAUUAUGGAUGCAUGCACCAUAUCUGAGACUUUGCUGGAUGCCUCUGCUAAUGUCUCGAGUAUGAUAAAAGAAUGGCCUGUAACAAAAGUGGCAGUCUUACUAAUAGACUCACAGAAAGAGAAUUGCUUCCUACAGUUUGACAAUGGAGUAUGGUCAGUCAUAGAGAAGGAUCUUUUUCAUGAAGAGAGUGGAUUUGGGAGUAAGGGAAACAAAAGAAUGAGGAAUUAUAAUGAAGAAGGGGAAGAUGGGUUUCAGCAGCUCGCAUUUUCAGCUGUGAAGGAAUUAACAGGAAUUGGAAAUGGCAAGCUAAAGGUUUUGGAAAGCCAUGUAGUAUAUUCACUGAGUCGAGCAAAGACUGCUACUAACUUUUUCAUAGUACACAGCACCCAAUCAAUCAGCGAAGAUAAUAUGGUACCUAUUCAAGAUGUUAUUUCUAGCUUACAGGGCCCUGUGGUAAAGAAGAGUUCGGGCAGCUGGGUAAUAACUCCUGUCGUUGAAUAUUAUUACCUGCUUCCAUAUGCUGCAAUUAUCUCAAAGUUGUUCUCAAGAGGGUCAGGUAGCGUACUGCAUCAAGGUGGAAAAGGAGGUGCAGAUACAAGCAUCAUUCGAGCCUCACACAAGUCAUUUGAUAAAGUAAAUGGUAUAAGUAAGAGAGUCUCCCACAACCUACAAGUUAAGUCAAUAUUGGACUCGGGAAGUGUGCUUAGCAGCAAUUCAAGUAAAGAAGAACCUCUUGAUAGUCGAGUUACCAAAAAUGGCUUUAUUUCCAACACAUGUAGUCAACCUGUUAGCAAGGUGCCAGAUGCAAGCACCAUUAAAGGCUCACAGAACUCAUGUGAGAAAGGAAAUGGUGAAAGUAAUAGAGUCUCUGAUAAUGUCCAAGUUAAGUCAAAAUUGGACUCAGCAAGUGUGUACAGCGUAAGUUCAACUGAAGAACCCCGUGACAGCCGUGUUGCAGUCAAUAGCUUUAAUACAAACGAACAUAGCGAACCCAUCAGCAAGGUGCCAGAUGAUGUUGUGACUUCUCCUUUGAAAGGAAACCUUUUUGACCGAGCAGCCAAAGAAACUGAUAAUUCUAUUGGCAACAGAAUCACAGGUGCUAGUUGUGAUAGUAUGAAGCAGAAAGAUAUGAAUGGAUCUUGCAAGUCUGAGUCAAACACUUUGUUAAGUGGAACAAUCAGUAGGAGCAUUGAUAAGCCACUCAAGGUUUAUCGACAUGAAAAAAGGACCACUUCAACUAAAUCAAUUAGCACCAAGCAGGAAACUCUGGAGGACUCGAAGAAAAUGUUGAUCAUUAGUCAAACCAAAGAUGGAAAUCCUGAUGGUGAAAAAAAGUCUUGCAUGGUCUUGCAUAAUGAGGAUAGAUUAGUAACAGUGGAUCAUGCGGUUGAAGACUUUCACAUCACAGUGGAUGCAAAGAGAUUUGAGUUGUCAGAGGCUGCCCUUCGAGCUCUUUUGCAUAAAAGACAGAAAUUGUAUGAUCAACAGCGCAUUAUAGAAGACGAGUUGAUUUCAUGUGAUAAAAAGAUUCAGGCAAUCAUGUGUGGUGGUGUUGGAGAUUGCUUGGGUCUGAAGCUAGAAGCUGUAAUUAAUUGUUGCAAUGAAAUUUCCCAGCAAGAUAACUUGGAAGCUCAAGAGCAUGCGGAACUGCAUGGUGAUAGAAGCUUGCCAUUGUUAGGAAAGAGCUUGUCUGAGGCUCAACUCACAUUGAGAAAAGCAUGCCAGGAGUUGGAUGAUAUUUGUCUAUCAAACAAUUGGAUGUUGCCAUCAUAUAGCACAACUCGUUCAGAUGGCGGCUAUGUAGCUAAUGUAAGUGUUAAAGGAACUAAUUUCGAGUGCUCAGGUUUGAGUGGCAUACAACCAACCAUUCAUGAAGCAAGAAACUCAGCUGCGACACAUGUGAUCGCAAAGUUGCAGCAAAUGGCCAGUGAGCAUAAUAGCUCCCCGCUUUAGUUUAAGAUGUCUGUAGCUGUGUCUGUUUGCAUGCUAGCAAGUAUCCAUUAGAAGACCCAUAAACCGCGUGACGGGAAUGCUUCUUAUAUGCGUUGUGUGUACAGUAAUUAUGCACUAUCCCCAAUGGUUUUCCUGUAUGUUCCAUUUUUUCGUUUGCUCGCUAUGGAUCUUCGUUGCUUACCUUC